Messenger RNA from Penicilliopsis zonata CBS 506.65, 1350 nucleotides. RefSeq lists its product as hypothetical. The record is from RefSeq and is a predicted model, not a curated record. Lineage: Eukaryota; Fungi; Ascomycota; Eurotiomycetes; Eurotiales; Aspergillaceae. The transcript has 6 exons. The coding region runs from base 1 to 1350 and encodes 449 amino acids.
AUGAGGUUCAGCUGGCUGGCCCUCGUGCUGUUUUCCCUGUCCUCUCUCGGGAGAGCAGAGCUGUCGCUAUCCUCGGCACUGACAGAGUUGCCCGCAUGUGCUCUGGCCUGUCUGGUUGAUGGGUUGGAGGGUUCGUCCUGCGGCACGACCAAUGUGACAUGUCAAUGUAACAGCGCUUCACUCCAGAGCAAUGUGACGAGUUGCAUUGAAGAGUCAUGUACAAUCAUUAAAGCCCUGGAGGCCAAGAACAUCACGCAGACGCUGUGCGACGCUCCUGUACGAGACAGAUCGGUAGAGUACAAGGUGCUAUCCAUCGCCCUUGGUGGAUUCUCGAUAUUCUUCGUGUUGACUCGAGUGCUGUAUAAAUUGUUUUGGGGACCGGCAGAUCUUGGGGUUGACGACUAUGUUGUUCUGUCCAUGGUGAUUUUGGCGGUGCCAAAUAUCCUUCUUAAUGUGCGGUAUGCGGCGACAAACGGGCUCGGCCGAGAUAUAUGGACGCUGAAGCCAGACCAAAUCACCCGGUUCCUUCUGUUCUUCUAUCACAUCUCGUGGUUCUACCUGGCUCUUGUGGCGCUCCUGAAGCUGGCUCUGCUAUUCUUCUACCGGCGCAUUUUUCCCGGAAAAGGGGUGCAACUCAUCCUUUGGGUGACCAUAUUCGUUGAUAUCGUAUUCGGCCUGGUGUUUGUUUGUGUCUCUGUCUUCCAAUGUCAGCCGAUAGAUUAUUAUUGGAACCGUUGGGACGGAGAGCACCAGGGAACCUGUCUCAAUAUCAACGCGAUUACCUGGUCCAACGCAAUCAUCAGUAUUGCACUCGACCUAUGGAUGUUAGCCAUCCCACUUUGGCAGCUUACCAAGCUGCAGAUGCACUGGAAGAAAAAAGCCGGCGUUGCGCUGAUGUUCUGCGUGGGAGCGUUCGUGACUAUCGUCAGCGCCAUUCGUCUCUCAUCUCUUGUCAAUUUUGCAAACUCGACAAAUCCCACAUGGGACGAAUGGGAUGCCGCGGUCUGGUCCACGAUUGAAAUCAAUGUUGGUAUUAUAUGCGCUUGCAUGCCUACGAUGCGUGUCAUUCUGGUUCGCCUUUUCCCCAGACUCAUGGGGUCAACUCGAUCUGAUCCUCGACAUUAUUAUGAGUCUGGCAGCAGAAGCCGAGGCCGCAAUCGCUCAACCACCAGGCGAAGUGGUUUCCCAUCCAUACCUCAAGGUAAAGAUGGCAUUGUGCGAUCCAUGACAUAUACCGUGGACUAUGGAGAUGACGAAGAAGUCAUCAACGUUCGUCAUAGCACUCUGAAUGAUUCCAAAAAUGUCCCCCGAAUCAUUGUCUACGACGUCUUCAUCAGGGAAACUUGUUGA